AUGGCAAAAAGAAAUGACAAAAAAGAAAUCGACAGCUCAGAGAUUCGAACUCUGGUCCCCGAAGGGACUCGCUUAGCAGGCGAGCGCCUUAACCACUCGGCCAAACUGCCGCUUGAUGAAAGAUUGCCACUCGAUAAGAACUACAUUGUAUUUACAGAAACCAGCUCGUUAAUUUUGAAGCAGGUUGAAACACGUACUCGGCUCGAUUGGAGUCGGGGCGCGCGUAAAGUCGGGUAUUAG
Penicillium vulpinum is the source of this 240-nucleotide messenger RNA. RefSeq lists its product as uncharacterized. Bases 1 to 240 code for a protein of 79 amino acids. The record is from RefSeq and is a predicted model, not a curated record. Lineage: Eukaryota; Fungi; Ascomycota; Eurotiomycetes; Eurotiales; Aspergillaceae. The transcript has a single exon.